Pleurotus ostreatus (oyster mushroom) is the source of this 615-nucleotide messenger RNA. RefSeq lists its product as uncharacterized. NCBI's taxonomy places the organism in Eukaryota, Fungi, Basidiomycota, Agaricomycetes, Agaricales, Pleurotaceae. The record is from RefSeq and is a predicted model, not a curated record. The coding region runs from base 1 to 615 and encodes 204 amino acids. The transcript is spliced from 2 exons.
AUGGUUAAAUUGUCGGCGAUCAUCUUGGCUCUGGUUACAGCCAACGCAGUUUACGUCGCUGCCACACCUGUCAGAUAUGCGGAAUGGGACGACAGUGGGGAGAGGCUGGCAAAGAGAUGGCCCCCGCUGCGCCCGUACUACAUGCUGCCGGCUCCCUUUGGAUACCCGCUGAGGCCGCAUGUACCUUUUACAACGCCCUCAACGCAGGGGGAGAAGCCUACCACUUCCGGGCCGACGACCCCCACCGACACUGGGAGGCCAAUACCAUCUCCCACUGAAGCAGAGUCCUCUUCGUCGCGCUCUACUCAGGUGUCCUUCCCUACGGCUGUGCCUCAGCAUUCUCUGCGUCCAUUAGACAGCUCCAAGUCCACGCAGUCCCAAGACGCUGUGAAAACCAAAAACCUCGCUCCCACUUCAACUCAGGUUUCGCAGCAUACAGAGACCCAAUCUAGCGAGUUCCAUCACUGGCCUGAGCCAUACAAUCGUCCGUGGGGGUACAUUCCACCAGUGCGCCCGUGGUACCCAAGACCAUGGUACUCCCGUCGUCGCGAUGAAACGGCGAGCUCCGGCGAAGAAGACUACGAUGAGAGCUGGGUUUAUGAGGAGGGAUAUUAA